CUUCCGGCUAAGGGGCGAGACCCUGUGGAGAUCCUCAUCCCCAAAGAUAUCACUGACCCGCUCAGUCUCAACACUUGCACUGAUGAGGCCCAUGUAGUUCUUGCCUCGCCACUCAAGAUUGGUCGAAAGCGCCAUAGACACCGGGGACCUCACCACCAGCAGCAGCAGGCGCCUGGAGGGAGUGACAGCCACGCCGCCCUCCCCACUGACCCUCUCACCCCCUCACUCCAUGCGGAGGGUGCCACCACGCAGCAGCAGCAGCAGCAGCAGCACAGGGGCCAGAACCGAGAUGCCCCUCAGCCCUAUGAACUCAACACAGCCAUCAACUGCAGGGAUGAAGUUGUGUCUCCCCUUCCAUCUGCCCUGCAGAGUUUCUCAGGCUCCCUUUCUGCCCCUCCAGCUGCCUCAGUUACCUCUGCACCCUCAUCUUCCUCCUCCCGACAUCGAAAACGACGCAGGACUUCCAGCAAGUCGGAGGCAGGGGCUAGGGGUGGAAGCCAGGGUUCCAAGGAGAAGGGCAAAGGGAGUGGGGGAGGCCGUCAUCACCACCCACUCCCUGCAACUGGCUUCAAAAAGCAACAGCAAAAGUUCCAGUAUGGGAAUUACUGCAAGUACUAUGGCUAUCGCAAUCCUUCCUGCGAGGAUGUGCGCCUUAGGGUGUUGAAGCCGGAGUGGUUUCAAGGCCGGGACGUCCUAGAUCUGGGCUGCAAUGUUGGCCAUCUGACCCUAAGUAUUGCCUGCAAGUGGGGCCCAGCCCGCAUGGUGGGGCUGGACAUUGAUCCACGGCUUAUCCACUCUGCCCGCCAAAAUAUCCGACACUAUCUGUCUGAGGAGCUUCGUCUCCGAGCCCAGACUUCUGAGGGUGACCCAGGGACAGAGGGGGAGGAAGGGACUACCACUGUCCGAAAAAGGAGCUGCUUCCCAGCCUCACUGACAGCCAGCCGGGGUCCCAUCGCUGCACCCCAAGUGCCCUUGGAUGGAGCGGACACAUCUGUCUUCCCCAACAAUGUCGUCUUCGUCACGGGUAACUAUGUCCUGGACCGAGAUGAGCUGGUGGAUGCCCAAAGACCUGAAUAUGAUGUGGUGCUCUGUCUCAGCCUCACCAAGUGGGUGCAUCUGAACUGGGGUGACGAGGGGCUGAAGCGCAUGUUCCGCCGCAUCUACCGGCAUCUCCGCCCUGGCGGUAUUCUGGUCCUGGAACCCCAACCAUGGUCCUCCUACUGCAGGAGAAAGUCUCUCACCGAAACAAUCUAUAAGAACUACUUUCGAAUCAAGCUGAAGCCAGAACAGUUCAGUUCCUACCUGACAUCCCCAGAGGUGGGCUUCUCCAGCUAUGAGCUUGUGGCCACACCAAGUAACACCUCCAGAGGCUUCCAGCGUCCUGUGUACUUGUUCCACAAGGCCCGUUCCCCCAGCCACUAAGUGGCCUUCUGGACAGAAGGUGUGAAGAGGCUACCCUUGCUGCUCCUGAGGACCUAGGGAAGAGGAAAUUAUCCCAACCAAGGUCUUUCGUGUCUGGCUCCAAAAAGUUUCCUUCCUUGGAUCUGUAAAGAGAGCUUUUCUCAAGUUGCUUCCCGAAGUCUUCUCCCUGACACCUCUGGCACUUGAGCAAGCCCAGCUGUGCUGGAAUUACAUCGGCUUCCUCUCCGAGCCUGCUGGGCUGGAUGGCAUGGACUGUUUGCUGACUCUGUCCUCCUAGGGCAUGGGAAGGGGGAAUGUCAAUUCUCUAGGCCCUUCCUCCUGUUCUCCGAAGGAGAUUCCUGCUUCUCAGCCUUUGUUCCUAGCUGCACUUAAGUGGACCAUGGAUGGACUAAGGGUGUUAGAGGGGAAGUUUGGUAAGGAGACACACAGGUACUGUGAAAAUCCUUCCUUCUGCUGUCCCCCGGUGGGAGAGGGAGCUGGGUUUGGAAUGUGAGAACAGCACAAUAAACUUGAUAACUAGGGCCGUGGCCCCUGCA
Messenger RNA from Cricetulus griseus (Chinese hamster), 1958 nucleotides. The record is from RefSeq and is a predicted model, not a curated record. Lineage: Eukaryota; Metazoa; Chordata; Mammalia; Rodentia; Cricetidae.